Sphenostylis stenocarpa is the source of this 297-nucleotide messenger RNA. The record is from the annotation of a GenBank genome assembly. NCBI's taxonomy places the organism in Eukaryota, Viridiplantae, Streptophyta, Magnoliopsida, Fabales, Fabaceae.
AUGGCUGAGGAAAAGCAAGGACUAGGGACUAACCCUCGUCAGGAGCAACCCAGUGUGCCCUUGCCAAGGAACUACAACCAGGUUUUGGGGACUAACAAUCCUGGAAAGAGAAGUUGGCCUGAAUUGGUUGGUUUGAGUGCUGAAGAAGCAGAGAGAAAGAUAAAGGAAGAGAUGAGUGGGGUUCAGAUUCAAGUGGUGCCUCCUGACACUUUUGUCACUGCAGAUUAUAAUCCUCAGCGUGUUCGAUUGUAUGUGGAUGAAUCUAACAAAAUCACAAGAACUCCAGCAAUUGCAUAA